Molecule: messenger RNA, 1308 nt
Organism: Chironomus riparius
Lineage: Eukaryota; Metazoa; Arthropoda; Insecta; Diptera; Chironomidae
Source: the annotation of a GenBank genome assembly
AUGGGUUCAGCAGUAAAUCUCUGCUGUCGGCUAUGUCUUGAUCAAAAUGAUAAGCUAUUUUCGAUAUUCGAAGAGGAUUUGAAAGACAAGAUUAAUACAUAUUUACCAAUUAAAAUAACAGAGGAGGAUCUCAUCACAAACAUAUGUUGCUCAUGUUCAGAUACGCUAAAAGCAUUUGAUAAUCUAUAUUCAACGGCAGUACACUCAAAUGAAAAGAUCCAGAAACUGUUGGAAAAAAAUCGGCGGGAAGAGGAAGAACAAGCAGAACUAGCCGAUACAUUAAUGCUGAAUGAAGGAAAUAAGUUAAGAAUAAAUUUUGAGGCAACACAAGAUGAUGGAAGUGAUAAAUCACUUUCUAUUGAAACAGAUCUGGCCAAGGAUAUUGAUAGAAUUUUAGCCAUGACACAAUUAGACGAUAUUGCUGGUGGUCCUAGUCAAAUAUAUAAUUGUGAGUUUUGUCAACCACAUCCGCCAAUAGCUACAUUAAGUGAAUUAAAUGAGCAUCUUAAAUCUGCACAUAUUGAUCUAGUAUUUCAUUGUGAAACUUGUGAUAAUUUUAUUGACCGAAACUGUCUCAUUGAGCACAUGAUGCAGCAUUUAAGGGAAAUGAGAGAUGAUGGUCAGAAUGUUGAAAUUGUUGAGCAAGAAGUUGAGAGCAAUAAAGAUGAAGAAGUUGCACAGGAAAAUGCAGAAAGUAAUAAGGCAAAGGAUAUGGAUUCCGAUGAUACAAGUCCAAAAGAGAGACGGAAUCUCCUAAAAGAGGCUUCAGGCUCCAAUGUCAAAUACUUGAAAAAAUGCCAUUAUUGUCCAAAAUUAUUCAGUAAUCGAUCUGGAAGACUUUAUCAUCAAGAACAGGCACAUUUUAAUCGAAAGAGGUUCCAAUGCGAUCAAUGUCAAAGGAGUUUUGGCUUAAAACAGACUUUGAUGAAUCACAUACGCAAUAAGCACUCGAAUAAUGUCAGAUCAUUUAAAUGUGACCUAUGCGAUAAGACAUACAAAACGAAAUCAGCUCUCUACAAUCAUCGAGUAUAUCACUCGAAGGAAGAUCCAAAGUAUCAUUGCAACUACUGUACCAAAAAAUUUCAUUUCAAUUUUUUACUCCAACAACACGAGACAAUUCAUCUUGGACUGGCCAAAUCCUACGAAUGUGAUGUCUGUAAAAAGAUAUUUAACACCAAGAAUAAGCUUACAAAGCAUCGUGGCAUUCAUGCGAAUAAUCAGCAUGUGUGUACGAAAGAAGGAUGUAAUUUUAAGGGAAAUCUAAAGAGAUAUUUAAUUGCCCACAUCAAGAGGAUGCAUAAUUCAUAA